AUGGAUGCGGUAAUAAAAAAAAAGCAAAUAUCGGACGCCAGCCCGCGGGGGGUGGGGUGCAUAUACCGCGUACAUUUCUGCUGCGAAAAUGACUUCGAGCGAACCAAACCGCACUUCCGAGGGAGCAUCAUAUCGAUUUUAGAUUACACGAACGGCAAAAGUGCUGCCACGGAUUACAGCACCGAUGUGAGGAUAACGUGUGCCGACCAGUGUCAC
This is a messenger RNA of Iphiclides podalirius (scarce swallowtail), 216 nucleotides long. The record is from the annotation of a GenBank genome assembly. NCBI's taxonomy places the organism in Eukaryota, Metazoa, Arthropoda, Insecta, Lepidoptera, Papilionidae.